This is a messenger RNA of Olea europaea var. sylvestris, 1188 nucleotides long. RefSeq names its product F-box protein At2g02240-like. Lineage: Eukaryota; Viridiplantae; Streptophyta; Magnoliopsida; Lamiales; Oleaceae. The transcript has 3 exons. The coding region runs from base 119 to 1087 and encodes 322 amino acids. The record is from RefSeq and is a predicted model, not a curated record.
ACACAACUAAGCGUGUAUCAGUGUAUGAUUAUACAAAUAACCCAGUUGAAAUCUUCUGUCUAAAGUUUCAACAAUUCAAGUGUGUUUCUCUUAGAAAUUUCUAAAGUGUUUUAUUCAAAUGUAUAAUAACUACUGCGACAAUUGGGAGAGACUAGUGAAAGCUGUGUUUGAUAGAGAUAAACUUAAGCAGCUUGCUUUAGCUCCUUCUAGAGAGCCUAGUACAAGGUCCAUAUCCAGGGCGAGUUCGAGCUCCAUAUCCAGUGCAAAUUCUCCAAUCCACGAGCAGAUUCUUCGACUUGAAGGUUUUACAGUAAAUGAACCUGACUGGGAGAGAUUACUGCCACCUGAUUAUGAAAACAUCAUCUCCAGAUCCGUGAAUCGUGUAACCUAUGCUACCAAGAACGACCUCUACUUAAGUCUCUGCGAAUCUCCUAUUUUACUUGACGGUGGAAAAAUGAGCUUUCAUCUUGAUAAAAGAACAGGGAAGAAAUGUUAUAUGAUUGGAGCAAAGGAACUCAAAAUUACCUGGGGUGACAUCCCGAAGUACUGGGAAUGGAAGUCUCAGAUAGAUUCCAGAUUCUCAAUAGUGGCAAAGCUUUUGGAAGUAUGGUGGCUUGACAUACGAGGCAAGAUAGAGGCAAAAAUGCUAUCCCCAAAUACUCAUUAUGCAGCUUAUCUCGUAUAUAGGUUAGCAAAGAAUUUCAAGGGCCUUGGAUCAGCUAAUGGGAUGAUCAAGUUUCUUAUCCAUGAAGACGAUGCUGAUGCUGAAAAGCCAGCUACUACUUUGAGACUUCAACCACCCAAGGAUACAAAUAGUCAGAAUGCUGUCAUGAGGAGACCCGAUGGAUGGAUGGAAGUAGCAAUGGGACAUUUUUAUACUGAUAAAGGAGUUGGCAUGGUGGAGGCACGGUUAUUGGAAACCAAUUGUUGGAAGAGAGGCCUCAUUGUUGAAGGAAUUGAAUUUCGACCCCUGAAUGCAGAUAGUGUUAUUUUUUCAAAGAAAAAUGUGAAAAAAGUAAAGAAAGGGUUCUUAUCAAAACUUGGGAUUUCUCAAAAGGUUAUAUAUAAAAAGACAAAAAAAAUGUAAAAAUAAAUAAAUAAAUAAAUCCAAGUCUGCUUGAAACUAUCCUUUUUCUCUUUCGUCUCGUGAAGUUUGAUGUUUUAGAAAUAUAAAAACCUUCCGUGUUA